GGACAAUCAACUUGGCGCUGUAAUUGAUUGUUUUGUCUGUGUUGUUCUUAUACCUUCUCUUUGGACUCCCCCCUGAAAUCGGUCAAACUUUUGCGGAUUGCUUUACGAAUUCUAUGUUCAGCCAUCAGGGUUGGCAUUUGACACUUGACCAUUGUGUAGUGGGGAUCCAUUCCUGCGGUACUUACGCUACGAGCGUUUAAUUCAUUGGCCGUUCCUAGGCUACGAGAAUCGUCGUGAUGGCUUCAAACGAUGGCCUCCCAACUCCAUCACAUAUCCCUGGCGGUUGGAUAGAGACACCCGCAGGUACUAUUCGACAUGAAUCAUACAUGGGGUCACGACAACAAAACGAGGGCAAUUCAGCCACGCCAGGCGCCAUGGACACAAGGAAUACCGAGAGUACCUUCAUUUCCAACGCCUUACACACUAGCAGCCAAAGCUUCUAUGGAAAGGACAACCCGGGACCAUCAUUGGAAUCGAGCGACUCAACUGCAGUGCCAUCGCCUGGUCCGACAUCGCAGAAUGCAGCCCACGCCCAUGCCGGUCAAGGGCUCAAUGAAAACACAGAUUCGCAGCAUCCCAGUUCAACCAAUGGCUACCUCCAGACAGCGGCUUCAGGAGCGCCCAUGGAACAACGAGUUGUACUUGAAGACGACUCAUCCGACUCCGAACACGAAGGCUCAUCUGAAAAGCGUACACAUGAAGACAAGCGGCCUGGCCUACAAUCGAGAAACUCGAAACCAAUGACCGAAGAGGACCUCUUCCGCGUAUUAUCUCGACGAAAGACAGGCCAGAGCAAUGGGCUCAGCAAAACUAAUACCGGUGCGACCGGCCAUAGCGCAGAAGAAGAAGACGAAAUCAACAAAUUAAUGUCAAAAAUGUUUGGGCGUACAAGGCAAGAAGCGUCGGAAGAGGAGAAGACCAGACACCAGGGCGUAAUUUUCAAGCACUUGACAGUAAAGGGUAUGGGCAUCGGUGCUGCACUCCAACCAAGCGUCGGCUCCCUCUUCCUCGACCCCGUCCGCUUCGUCAAGAACCUCUUUACCAAAGGCCCACGGAAAGCUGCAGGAAAGCCACCAGUGCGAACACUCCUCGACGACUUUUCCGGCUGCAUACGGCCUGGAGAGAUGAUACUCGUCCUCGGACGCCCCGGUGCCGGUUGCUCAACCUUCCUCAAGAUAAUCGGCAACCAACGCUACGGCUUCGAAGACAUCACGGGAGAUGUAACAUACGGAGGCACAGAUGCAGAUGAGAUGAGCAAGAAGUAUCGCAGCGAGGUGCUGUAUAACCCGGAAGACGAUCUUCACUAUGCGACGCUGAAAGUUAAAGAUACGCUAAAGUUUGCGUUGAAGACUCGGACUCCGGGAAAGGAGUCAAGGAAAGAGGGGGAGACGAGGAAGGAUUAUGUGAACGAGUUUUUGAGGGUGGUGACGAAACUGUUUUGGAUUGAGCAUACGCUUGGGACGAAGGUGGGGAAUGAGCUCAUCCGUGGUGUAUCCGGCGGCGAGAAAAAACGCGUUUCCAUCGCCGAAGCCAUGGUUACAAAAGCCUCAGUCCAAUGCUGGGACAACAGCACCCGCGGCCUCGACGCAAGCACCGCCCUCGAAUACGUCCAGAGUCUCCGGUCACUUACCAACAUGGCUCAAGUCUCCACCGCCGUCGCCCUCUAUCAGGCGGGCGAGUCCCUCUACCAACUCUUCGACAAAGUAAUCCUCAUCCACGAAGGAAGAUGCUGCUACUUUGGCCCCACCGAAAAAGCAGAGUCGUACUUCAAAAACCUCGGGUUCGAAAAGCCGGAACGAUGGACUACUAGCGAUUUCCUGACCUCCGUCACUGAUGACCACGAGCGCCAGAUUAAAGAAGGCUGGGAAGACCGCAUCCCGCGUACGGGAGCCGCCUUUGGCGAAGCCUUCGCCGCCAGCGAGCAAGCCGCCGACAAUCUCGCUGAGAUCCAGGAGUUCGCAAGAGAAACGCAGCGUCAAGCUGAAGAAAGGCGCAACGCCCAGACCAAAGCGACCAAGAAGAAGAACUUUACGAUUUCCUUCCCUGCACAGGUGAUGGCGUGUACAAAGCGCCAGUUUCUCGUCAUGAUCGGUGAUCCACAGUCUCUCGUAGGCAAAUGGGGCGGAAUCCUGUUCCAAGCGCUAAUUGUCGGGUCGCUGUUUUACAACCUGCCCAACACAGCCCAAGGAGUUUUUCCGCGCGGUGGUGUCAUUUUCUUCAUGCUACUCUUCAAUGCGCUGCUCGCCUUGGCGGAACUCACAGCGGCGUUUGAAUCACGCCCGAUUCUGCUGAAGCACAAGAGUUUCUCGUUUUACAGACCCGCGGCGUAUGCGAUUGCGCAGACAGUCAUCGAUGUACCGCUUGUGCUGAUCCAAGUGGUGAUUUUCGAUAUCGUGGUGUAUUUCAUGGCGAAUCUUUCACGGACAGCGUCGCAGUUCUUCAUUUCGCUACUUUUCCUGUGGAUCAUUACGAUGACAAUGUAUGCGUUUUUCAGGGCUAUUGGCGCGUUGGUGGGGUCCUUGGAUGUCGCGACUCGCAUCACUGGUGUUGCGAUCCAGGCACUUGUGGUGUAUACGGGAUAUCUGAUACCGCCUGCGAAGAUGCAUCCGUGGUUCUCGUGGCUGCGCUGGAUAAAUCCUAUUCAGUAUGGGUUUGAAGGGUUGCUGGCGAACGAGUUUUACAACUUGGAUAUUCAAUGCGUUCCGCCGUUUAUCGCGCCGCAGGUUCCGGGUGCGGAAGAGCAGUAUCAGGCCUGCGCUAUCCAGGGUAACAGGCCCGGGUCGCUCACCGUGGCUGGCUCGGAUUACAUUGAGGCGGCGUUUGGGUACUCGCGGUCUCAUCUGUGGCGCAACUUUGGAUUCAUCUGCGCGUUCUUCAUUUUCUUUGUGGCACUCACUGCUUUGGGCAUGGAGAUGCAGAAGCCCAACAAAGGAGGUGGUGCAGUCACCAUUUACAAGCGUGGUCAGGUUCCAAAGACGAUUGAGAAAGAAAUGGAGACUAAGACAUUGCCCAAGGAUGAAGAAGCUGGAAAGGGCGAGCCGGUCACGGAAAAACACUCUGCGGACGGCAAUGACGAAUCCGAUGCAACUGCUAGAGGCGUCGCAAAGAACGAGACUAUUUUCACAUUCCAGGACAUCACCUACACGAUUCCGUACGAGAAGGGUGAGCGGACGUUGCUAAAGGGAGUCCAAGGCUAUGUCAAGCCCGGCAAGCUUACCGCGCUGAUGGGAGCGUCUGGCGCGGGAAAGACGACCUUGUUGAACACGCUUGCCCAACGGAUCAACUUUGGCGUUGUAGGCGGAGAUUUCCUUGUGGACGGUAAACCGCUUCCUGCCUCUUUCCAGCGUUCGACUGGCUUUGCAGAGCAGAUGGAUGUGCACGAAUCGACGGCGACAGUACGCGAGGCACUGCGCUUCUCUGCCAAACUGCGGCAACCGAAGGAGGUGCCGAUUGAGGAGAAAUAUGAGUAUGUUGAGAAGAUUAUUGAUCUACUCGAGAUGCGCGACAUUGCUGGUGCGGCUAUUGGUGUUACUGGAUCGGGGCUGAAUCAAGAGCAGAGGAAACGGUUGACGAUUGGUGUGGAACUUGCGAGCAAGCCUGAGCUGCUCAUGUUUCUCGAUGAACCCACGUCUGGCCUUGACUCUGGUGCUGCAUUCAACAUUGUCCGGUUCUUGCGUAAGCUUGCUGAUGCAGGACAAGCUAUUUUAUGCACAAUCCAUCAGCCGAGCGCUGUGCUGUUUGAGCACUUUGAUCAGCUUCUACUUCUCAAGUCAGGCGGUCGCACAGUUUACUUUGGUGAGCUGGGUCACGACUCGCAGAACCUCAUCAAGUACCUUGAAAGCAAUGGCGCGGACAAGUGUCCACCUCAUACAAACCCAGCUGAAUACAUGCUGGAAGCCAUUGGCGCAGGAAACCCCGACUACAAAGGCCAAGACUGGGGCGAUGUGUGGGAGCGGUCACGCGAGAACGAAAGUCUGACAAAGGAAAUCCAAGACAUCACUGCGAACCGGCGGAAUGCAUCGAAGAACGAAGAAGCGCGCGACGACCGGGAAUACGCAAUGCCAUAUACGCAGCAAUGGCUUACCGUUGUCAAGCGCAACUUUGUGGCCAUCUGGCGAGAUCCGCCCUACGUGCAAGGAAUGGUGAUGCUACACAUCAUCACCGGUCUCUUCAACGGCUUCACAUUUUGGAACCUCGGCCAAAGCCAAAUCGACAUGCAGUCGCGGCUAUUUUCGGUGUUCAUGACGCUGACGAUUGCGCCGCCGCUGAUUCAGCAGUUGCAGCCUCGGUUCAUCAAUAUUCGGGGCAUCUACAAUGCGCGAGAGGGCAGUGCUAAGAUUUACUCUUGGACGGCCAUGGUGUGGGGUACGAUACUGAGCGAGUUGCCGUAUCGUAUUGUUUCUGGAACGAUUUACUGGUGCUGUUGGUACUUUCCGCCUGGGUUCCCGCGAGAUACGUACACGGCUGCGAGUGUGUGGCUGUUUGUGAUGCUGUUUGAGGUAUUUUACCUUGGAUUCGGACAAGCGAUUGCGUCGUUUUCGCCAAACGAGUUGCUGGCAUCGCUGCUAGUGCCGCUGUUCUUCACCUUUAUUGUCUCUUUCUGCGGUGUUGUUGUUCCGUAUGCGGGACUGCCGUCGUUCUGGCAGAGCUGGAUGUACUGGCUGACGCCGUUCAAGUACCUCUUGGAGGGUUUCCUGGCACUGUUGGUACAAGGCCAAGAGAUCCGUUGCGCCACCAACGAGCUUGCUAUUUUCCCACCACCGCCUGGGCAGGAUUGUCAGAGCUAUGCUGGGCAAUUUGCGCAGCAAUCGGGCGGUUACGUUGAGACGCAGGCUAAUGGUGAUUGUGGCUUCUGUCAGUAUGCAACGGGAGAGGCGUUUGCUGCGUCAUUUAAUGUUUUCCCACGGUAUAUUUGGCGAGACUUUGGCAUUAUGUGGGCAUACAUCUUCUUCAACUUUGCAGUCGUGUUUGUGUGUACAUGGCUGUAUCUUGGGGGUCUGCGGCAGAUAAAGGACAAGUUUAGCGCAUCUGCACGCAAGCAGAAGAAGGAAUCACGGCGGGAGAAGGCGAGGACGGAAAAGGGAGAGGUCGCAUGAGGGUGAAAGGGUAGCAGCGGCGUAUGGCUGAGUGUCGUGUGUCGUGUGUGUGGUUGUUGUUUGAGUGGGACCUCGGGAAAAGUCGUAGCGCACCCGCGGCCGGAACGUGCAAGGCUGGGCCUGCUAGGCGUUGCUGGGUAUGCAUUUUCCCCGCAAAACACUUUGUGGGCUUCUAGAGCAGGCCACGGCUCAGUGCACUCCAUCACGCGCCGUACCUGUUAGUCAUGAAUAGCAUUCCAAUACUGCA
Bipolaris sorokiniana ND90Pr is the source of this 5343-nucleotide messenger RNA. RefSeq lists its product as uncharacterized. Gene Ontology annotation, molecular function: ATP hydrolysis activity; ABC-type transporter activity; ATP binding. The record is from RefSeq and is a predicted model, not a curated record. The coding region runs from base 237 to 5096 and encodes 1619 amino acids. Lineage: Eukaryota; Fungi; Ascomycota; Dothideomycetes; Pleosporales; Pleosporaceae. Gene Ontology annotation, cellular component: membrane. Gene Ontology annotation, biological process: transmembrane transport. The transcript has 4 exons.